Messenger RNA from Meloidogyne enterolobii, 399 nucleotides. The record is from the annotation of a GenBank genome assembly. NCBI's taxonomy places the organism in Eukaryota, Metazoa, Nematoda, Chromadorea, Rhabditida, Meloidogynidae.
AUGAACCAGUAUGUCAAUAAACGAUUUAGCAAUCAAUACAAGGCCACAAUCGGUGCUGAUUUUCUCACAAAGGACAUUACAAUUGAUGAUAGGGUUGUGACUAUGCAGAUUUGGGAUACGGCUGGUCAAGAACGUUUUCAAUCACUUGGAGUAGCUUUUUACCGUGGGGCUGAUUGCUGCGUUUUGGUUUAUGAUUUAACUUACGCUCCAUCUUUCAAAAACUUGGAAAGUUGGAGAGACGAAUUUUUGGUUCAAGCAAGUCCUCGGGAUCCAGAAAAUUUUCCGUUUGUUUUGCUCGGAAACAAAGUCGAUAAUGAAGCUGCUAGAGCCAUACAUGCAAAGCGGGCUGAAGGGUGGUGCCAGUCAAAGUGUAAUAUGCCUUAUUUUGAGGUUAUUUAA